AUGUUCUCUUUGCGGACGGCGCAACCCGCGCAGUCUUUGCUCCGUCGCGUUGCGGCGCCGACUUCCUUCCGUUCCUCCAUCUCGGCAAGAUCCUUUGCUAGCGUUCAGUCCGAUAUCUUCAAGCCCACUAAGUAUGGCGGCAAAUACACCGUCACUCUUAUCCCAGGUGACGGAAUCGGAGCCGAGGUUGCUGAAUCGGUCAAGACUAUCUUCAAGGCCGACAACGUUCCCAUCGAGUGGGAGCAGGUAGAUGUUAGCGGUGUUGACACCGGUAACAAACACUCAGAGGAGCUUUUCAAGGAGUCCAUUGCUUCUCUGCGCCGUAACAAGCUGGGUCUCAAGGGUAUCCUCUUCACCCCGGUUGAGCGCUCCGGCCACCAGUCGUUCAACGUUGCUCUCCGUCAGGAGCUGGAUAUUUUCGCCUCUAUCGUCCUCAUCAAGAACAUUCCCGGCUACAAGACCCGUCACGAGAAUGUUGAUCUUUGCAUUAUCCGUGAGAACACCGAGGGUGAAUACUCUGGUCUCGAACACCAGUCCGUGCAGGGGGUUGUUGAGUCCCUGAAGAUUAUCACUCGCGCCAAAUCUGAGCGCAUUGCCAAGUUUGCCUUUGGUUUCGCUCUUGCCAACAACCGCAAGAAGGUUACUUGCAUCCACAAGGCCAACAUCAUGAAGCUUGCGGAUGGUCUUUUCCGUAGCACCUUCCACAAGGUCGCCGAGAACUACCCGACUUUGGAGGUUAACGACAUGAUUGUCGACAACGCCUCCAUGCAGGCUGUUUCCCGGCCCCAGCAGUUCGACGUUAUGGUUAUGCCCAACCUGUACGGUGGCAUUCUCUCCAACAUUGGUUCUGCUCUUGUGGGUGGACCUGGUGUUGUCCCUGGUUGCAACAUGGGCCGCGACGUUGCUGUGUUCGAGCCAGGCUGCCGUCACGUUGGCCUUGACAUCAAGGGCAAGGACCAGGCUAACCCUAGCGCUAUGAUCCUUUCUGGCUCUAUGCUUCUACGCCACCUGGGAUUGGACGACCAUGCCAACCGCAUCUCCAAGGCCGUCUAUGAUGUGAUCGGUGAGGGUAAAACGAGGACCCGCGACAUGGGUGGACAGGCUACCACCCACGAGUUCACCAGGGCAGUCUUGGAUAAGAUGGAGGCUGCUCUGUAA
Molecule: messenger RNA, 1158 nt
Organism: Aspergillus niger
Lineage: Eukaryota; Fungi; Ascomycota; Eurotiomycetes; Eurotiales; Aspergillaceae
Exons: 5
Coding region: 1-1158 (385 amino acids)
Biological process (GO): tricarboxylic acid cycle; isocitrate metabolic process
Cellular component (GO): mitochondrion
Molecular function (GO): NAD binding; isocitrate dehydrogenase (NAD+) activity; magnesium ion binding
Source: RefSeq, a predicted model, not a curated record